Molecule: messenger RNA, 1110 nt
Organism: Microthlaspi erraticum
Lineage: Eukaryota; Viridiplantae; Streptophyta; Magnoliopsida; Brassicales; Brassicaceae
Source: the annotation of a GenBank genome assembly
AUGGUACAAAGUUACAUCGAAGCUGUUCUCUACUCAAUUUUCUCUCUCAUCUUCUUGAUUCUCUCUCUCAAGUUCUUGAAACCAAACAAGCGGAAUCUUCCGCCGUCUCCACCGGGAUGGUUGCCGGUGAUAGGCCACCUUCGCCUCUUGAAGCCGCCCAUCCACCGCACCCUCCGCUCCCUCUCCGAGUCUCUCGACACCGGCGUGAUGUCCCUCCGGCUUGGAUCCCGCCUAGUCUACGUGGUGUCGUCACACAAGAUCGCGGCUGAGGAGUGCUUCGGUAAGAACGACAUAGUUUUAGCUAACCGGCCUCAGGUGAUCAUUGGAAAACACGUCGGGUAUGGCAAUACAAACAUGAUCGCCGCACCUUAUGGGGAUCACUGGCGCAACCUCCGUCGCCUUUGCACCAUCGAAAUCUUCUCCACCCAACGGCUUAACUGCUUUCUUUCUGUCCGUACCGAUGAAGUACGCCGCCUCAUAAGCCGCCUUUUCCGUCUCGCAGGAACUGAAAAAACCGUUGUGGAAAUUAAACCAAUGCUCAUGGACUUAACCUUCAACAACAUAAUGAGAAUGAUGACAGGAAAACGAUACUACGGCGAAGAAACAACGGACGAGGAAGAAGCAAAACGUGUCCGUAAGUUAGUGGCUGAUGUUGGAGCCAACACGAGCUCAGGAAACGCCGUUGACUAUGUUCCGAUCUUGAGACUGUUCUCAAGUUAUGAGAAGAGGGUUAAAGAGUUAGGGAAGAAGACAGAUAAGUUCUUACAAAGUCUUAUAGACGAUAAACGUGAACAGCAAGAAACCGGCAAUACAAUGAUCGAUCAUUUGCUUCUUCUAAAAAAAUCGGAUACUGAGUAUUACACAGAUCAAAUCAUCAAAGGCAUCAUACUGAUAAUGGUAGUAGCAGGGACUAACACAUCAGCUGUGACUCUAGAAUGGGCACUUGCUAAUUUACUUAACCAUCCAGACAUUAUACGAAAAGCAAGAACUGAAAUCGAUAACCGGAUUGGUUUAGACCGGUUUAUAGAAGAAUCAGAUCUCAGCGAGCUACCAUAUCUAAAGAACAUCGUUCUAGAGGCCCUCCGGCUACACCGGCAACACCAUUGCUAG